Molecule: messenger RNA, 1203 nt
Organism: Fusarium fujikuroi IMI 58289
Lineage: Eukaryota; Fungi; Ascomycota; Sordariomycetes; Hypocreales; Nectriaceae
Product: related to sirtuin type 4
Exons: 1
Coding region: 1-1203 (400 amino acids)
Molecular function (GO): NAD+ binding
Source: RefSeq, a predicted model, not a curated record
AUGAGCAAGCCUCUGCUCAGGAUCCCUUACACGGACCUCCCCCUGCCUUCAGUAAUUGCACCAGCUUCGGCCUCGACACUCCCUGGAGCUAUUACCGCCCUCCAUCGCUUCUUUGUCGCGCCCUCUCCAAGCCACUUACCUUCAUCCGCUGUUGUUCUCACCGGUGCAGGCCUUUCAGUCGCUUCGGGUUUAGCAGAUUACCGGGGCGCCAAGGGCACUUACAAGGUCAACAAGACAUAUCGGCCUAUCUACUACCCAGAGUUCCUCAAGAGUCACGAAUCUCGCAAACGGUACUGGGCUCGAAGCUUUCUAGGCUGGUCUAAUCUCCAAAAGGCAUCGCCAAACAAAGGUCACUAUGCUAUAAGAGAUCUCGCGAGUCUUGGUCUGAUACGCAGUGUCAUUACUCAGAAUGUUGACUCCUUCCAUCCAAGAGCUCAUCCUGAUCUACCAGCUUUAGAAUUACAUGGAUAUUUAAGAGCUGUUGUCUGCACGACUUGUAAAAACGAGUUCUCCAGAGAUGAAUUCCAGGAGAAAUUGUCCACCCUCAACCCUAAAUGGGCCGAGUUGCUUGAGAAGGCCCUCAAGUCAGGGGCAUUAGACACAGAAGACCCGGUUGAGCGCAGGUUCAAGGGCCUAAAGGUGAACCCCGAUGGCGAUGUGGAUCUGCCAGAUGCCCCCUAUACAACCUUUAGAUACCCCUCUUGUCCCAAAUGCUUAUCCAGCCCUCCAAAGAAUGCUGACGGACGUCAACAUGUUGUCCAGGUUGACACAGAUGGUGCAUGGAAGCUUCCCAGCACCGCGGGAAUUCUGAAGCCUGCGGUAGUAAUGUUCGGAGAAAGCAUUGACAAUCAUGUCAAACACGCUGCUGAGGAAGCCAUUGACAAUGCGGGAAAGCUUCUCGUUGUUGGUACCUCUCUUGCCACUUAUUCGGCUUGGAGGCUUGCCAAGCGGGCUCAGGAUCGGGGCAUGCCCAUCGCCAUUAUCAGCAUGGGCGGAAUCAGAGGCGAGGAUAAGUUCUUCGCGGGUAUGGAUCCCAAGCAAGAGGGUGAGCAGGGAGUGAGAGUUGCACUAUCGACAGACGACCUCCUUCCAGCUCUUCUUUCUGCACUGCGCAACGAUGUUGCGCCAUCAGAAGCACCAGCACGGACUUCACUCCAAGCUUCCUUUGGUAAUCGUGAUAUUUUCAAGGACAUGCUCUCAUGA